Lottia gigantea (owl limpet) is the source of this 2718-nucleotide messenger RNA. RefSeq lists its product as hypothetical. Gene Ontology annotation, molecular function: protein binding. The record is from RefSeq and is a predicted model, not a curated record. The coding region runs from base 1 to 2718 and encodes 905 amino acids. Lineage: Eukaryota; Metazoa; Mollusca; Gastropoda; Lottiidae. The transcript is spliced from 13 exons.
AUGGGGAAAGUUAAUUGUGUCAUAUUUUUAAGUAUAUUGUUGGUGCUGGUAGAAUUGAGUUAUACACAAAGAUCCAAAAAUUUAGACCUGUGCAAAAAAGAUCAUAGAUUUAUACCAAAUGGAGAUCAUCUACCUAGUGUGGGAAGUAAUAUGAAGGUCUAUUUUAGUGUUAAGGAAAAUGUUGAACAACAAUGUUUAAUGAGGUUUACUACUUGUGUUAGUUGUAAACUGAAUCUUACAUCUGUAUCAUCUUACCUCUCUUUUUCUACAUGUCAUAAACAACUUGAUGUAACUAAUAGUAAAUGUACUCAAGGAUGUACAUAUCUACAUGUAUUUGAUCCAGACUAUCGAAAUGAAACGACAAAAUAUUUUACUGGACCAUUUGAUGUUUAUAGAUCAGAAUCUAAAACAAUGUAUAUAGUUUUCUGUUCUAAUGGUAUUCAAUAUAAACAUGUAAAUAUUACUCUACAACUGAGUGUUGAAGAAAAGAAAGAGGUAUAUAAAGGAUCAUCUCAAGAUAUUCAUACUGGAUAUAACCAAAUUGUUAUGUCACCAUUCUUUCCUAAUUAUUAUGCUGAGAAUUCAGAAGAGUAUAUAUAUGAAUUCCGGGCUGUCAAUCAUGAAGAUUAUGUAUUUUUAGUUUUUGAUGACUGGAAUCUUUCUCCUUACAGUACAAUACAGUUUGAGAAUACCAAUAUCCAGGGUCCAGUAAAAGGGUCAGCUAGCAGACCAUCUGUAUUAUCUAAUGGACCAUACAUAAAGUUACAUUUUAAAACUGGAAAAAGUUCAACAUCACAAAUCAGAAGUUAUAUGGGAUUCAAACUUUCUUAUAAAUUUUAUGACAAGAGAAAAUAUGUUCAAAGACGUGAAACAAAUUGUGGUGAAUAUAUAUUAAACCGAGAUGGUGGUACUCUAAUGUUUCAACCAUCUAGUAAUAUUAAUGAUUUCUAUGACUGUAUAUGGGUGGUUAAAGUACAGAAAGGUUAUGAUUCUGUUUACUGUAAAUUAGAAGCUUUUGAAAGCAUUAGAGAUUAUGACUCUCAGAAUAGGUUGGAGAUAAGGAAUGGGUUAACAUCACAAGGUACCCUGAAAGCUUCUGUUAGUCCUGGAACUGUUGAUGCUAGUAGUCUGUAUGGCCAUGAUUCAGAUACAGGGUUUUAUAUAAGACUAUAUGGUAGAUAUCGAGAUGCAAAAGAUUUUAUUCUUACAUACGCUUCUUAUAAAUUAGGUGAAUGUGUUGGAGACAGAUAUUUUAACUGUGAUAAUAAAAAAUGUAUUAAUUCCCAGUUUGUAUGUGAUGGUUAUAAUCAUUGUGGAGAUGGUUCAGAUGAAAAAUCUUAUUCUUGUAAUACUUAUACCAGGCCAGAAGAUUCACCGAAUUCCUAUACCUUGAGCGUUGGUGUUAUUAUUCCUAUAGUAAUAUCAGUAUUUUUGAUAGUAGUUAUAUGUUUACUUCUUAUAUUUAUACGAAGAUGUCGACGUUUACAAAGUACAAUACCUGAUGAUUCUCAGAGAAUCAGUACUGUAUCCUCCCACAAUCCUCAGAGUGGUGGAGGCAGAGGCAGACGACAUAGAAGUCGUCAACAAAGAAUCAGUAUGAAUUUAACUAUAUCUCAAGAUUCACCACCAACAUAUGAUGAAGUUAUACGAUCAACACCUAUUGGACAUCUCAAUAUGGCAUUCAUGUGGUCUAAUGCUGAAGAUGGGGUUAUUCAACCACCAACUUAUGAAGAAGCUAUUAGUUCUACUGGUGAUCUACCACAGCUUUCUAUAUCUCAUAAUCUCUCAUCUAGUUCUACUGAAACCACAGCCUCAGCUGCUAGACCUGUAUCUGAAUUAAGCUCUUCCACUGAUAGUUCUUACCAUCAACGACCUCGUCAGAUAUCAUCAUCUUCUAGCUCAUCAGCAGCUACAGUUACUGGUAAUCCUAAUUGGCCAGGUGAACCAGUGCCAUCAAGUGUUCCCCAUUCCACGUCUAGAUCAUCUCGGAAUAAGCCUCAAGAUGACCUUAUUGUAAGUGCUAAUGCUUUAGGAGAUAAACCUAACGAAGGACAAGCUGAGCACACUCAAGGUCAUGCACCACCUCAACAGCUAGUCACACCAAAGGAAUGUGGAAUGAGGUAUGAUCCAGAGAAUCAAGCUGCUGGUGCUGGUAUUUCUGCUGUUCCUCCUAAUUCUGCUGUUUCUUCAGAUUCGCAAGACAUUGAUACCAGUAGAGCCUUACAAGAAUAUGUUGCAAGGAAAAAAUAUCAGAAAAAGAGAGCAAGUAAUGAUGGACAGACAUCUAAUGGUGAACGUAGUGAAUCACAUGUUAGAUCUCCAAGACAUAGACAUCUUGCAUCUGAAGGUUCAUCCAGAAGUGAACAGUCACCAUCAAGCAGUAGUGAUAAAAAUCACAGAAAAAGACAAGACAGAAGGGGAGGCAACUCUAGAUCUAGGGACUCUCCUAGUGCUCAUAGUGUUCAAGAAUCAUUACCGCCCCCACCACCCUCUCCGCCACAAAGAUCUGUAGACCCUUCCAGGUCCGAACGUCCCAACUGCAGUACUUCUUUACUUAGUCCUUCACAUGGAUCAUUUUCCGACAGAGUUGAGGCUAACCCUCCAUUAGAACAGAGUGCAUCUGAUAACAUAAGACUUAGUGAAUCCACACAAAAUCUUGUUUUAAAUCUUCAGGUCAAUGCUGAUGACCCUCCAGAAAAUACAGACAUAUUUGUAUAA